UUCACUGUGCGAUGACAAAAUAUUGCAAUUUUGUGCGGUUCCAGCUGGCCUGUUGUUUGCAACGAUCUAUGUCGUCCACAAUGACCUCCGCUGCAUGCUAAAUAUAGAAUGCGAACAAUCUGGAUUGCCGCCUUCGUCGCAUCGUCAUCGCAAGAUGCCCGGAUGUAAUUAGGGCAGGUAGAGUUUGCAAUCGAUGUCGACACGGGCUUCGGUUGCUCGCCCAUCUAACAAGCCACGAUGCACCCGGCCGAUUUGGCGCGGUGCGUGGUUAAACGCGUCGCAUAGCUGUUAUGCAUGCUGUACAGCCUCAAAGGUGUAACUCGUAAGGAAGCAAAAGCUACUUUGUUUUCUAUGACUUCUCUUCAUCAAAGACUAUUGUGAGUGCAUGCUGACUUGGUAGAUCCAUGGCUUCUAGCACCAUGGAUGACGAAACAAGAUCUCCCCUGAGUUCCAUGGAGGAAGAAAGAAGAUCUCCCAUGAGUACUAUGGAGGAAGAGACAAGAUCUCCCUUGGAGAGAAUCUGCCAAGUUCUUUCAUCCAAAUCAAAGAACUAUGAUGAUGCUGAUGACCAGGGGGAGAGUCUGCCCAACCCGGUGACAUCCGCUUUACAGUUUCGGUACAAGUGUGACAAGUGUGAACAAUCCUUCUCUUCCAAGGGCGGUUGUACAAAUCACAAAAAGAGGAUGCAUCCAACAGAUGAUGACCUGAAUAAACACUGGCAUACCUGUGAACUAUGUGGUAAGAGCUUUUUCUACAAGAAGCAAUAUGACAACCAUGUUAGUAGCUGUAAUGGUAUUCCAGAAGACAAGAGCGGGAGUAUCUGUAUUUGCCCAAUCUGUCCGUUUUCGUGUGAUGAUAAGGAAGAACUAGCCAAUCAUGUUAUGGAACACGAGAAUGCAGAGAAUGGUGAUUUGCUUGAACCGCCCAUCCUGGAUGAAUCAUUGUACGGCAGGGAGAGCAAUGGACAGUAUGAUGGGGACAUCCCAGCUCCUAGUCCAACUCUCUUUGUUGAUGAGUCAUUGUCAGAUGGUGUGAUGAAUGAGAUUGAGCCAGAGAUUAUUCAGUCAGAGAAGGGGACGUGGCAAUGCCCAAUGUGUCCUAUCCGCUGCACUGAGAAAGAUGUUGUCAAAGCUCACAUGCGAGACCGUCAUCUCAACAAAGUCAGGAAGCACAUUUGCAAUAUUUGCAAGCGUGCCUUCACUCACAGCUCAGGACUCAAACAGCAUAUAACUCGUGUCCACAAUGUUCCUGGACCCCCUCCAGAUCCCGAUGGAAAAAAGUUUUUCAAGUGUGGUCUUUGUGGGAAGGCGUUCUCUCUCGUACGUAGCCUCAUCAGUCACUGGCCCACCCACAAAUUGCAAACAUGCAGCAGUCUGGAGAACUUUCAGUGUAUUCUUUGCAAGGCCUUUUUCCAACUUCCAUCUCAGCUCCAGGAUCACUUCAUCAAGCAACAUCCUCAAGAAGCUACUUCCCGUUCAAUGCCUUCAGCCCCCCUCUCUGAGAAACGACCUCAUCCUGAUGACUCUAGUGACGCACAGCCUGCCAUAAAGCUAGAGAAACUGGACUUCUCAGCAGUAGAAGAUGAGCAGGAUUCUUCAAAAGGCAUGCCAGGAUUUCUAUCAAGUCGGCAAUGUAAGGACAGCUUCGACUCGGAUUACCAUCCUUCGCCAAAUACCAGGAAGAUGAAAGCUACCACAUCCGCAGCGAGUCCAACAGUCCGAAGCAGUCGUUCUGUCCAGUCACCCCAUGUUCCUAGAGAAGCAGAUGUUGACGAUCGGCCUGGGAGUCACAUCAGCAGUAUGUCUGGGUCUGAUUCCUCUUCUAAGGAACCAGUAGUUGAUGGCAGCUGUGAGGAUACAGAGCCAACCAGUUCCCAGUCGUGUGCAUCAUGUAUGGAGAAAUCUGGUCGCCUUCUCACCAGCUGUAAGCACUGUGGCAUUUAUUUCACAGAUUUUGUGAUGCAUACGCUUCACAUGGGGCUUCAUGGCCAGGAUCAUCCCUUCCAGUGCCAUCAUUGUGGAAAAAAUUGUCACGACAAGUACAAUUUCUUCACACACAUCUACCGGGAAUCUCAUAUGUAGGUGGGAGAUCAUUGUACCCCAAGCACAUAUGUUGUCAAUCACUUUAGAAAUAUUUUGCUACUUAUAUUUUGAAGGGUCAUCAGCUCAAAAUAGUUGCCUUAAAGAAAUGUUGCUGAUGUUCCAUACAUACAUGUACGUGGGAUUUUUUUUCAGCUUUAUUUUCUUGGAAUGGGCAACAGAGUUUGUGCUGAUUUAUGAACAUGUACAAUGACAGUAGUGAAAGGUAGCAAGCUACAGUGGAUCUUUCUAUCAAUAUUUGCCUUAAAUUUGGAUGUUUUCUUUUCUCUUUCAUUCUAUGUUAUUUCAAUUAUAGGCAUGUAUAAAAAAAACAACAACUCAAAUUCCAUUUUUCAAUUGGAAGAACAAUUAAAAUUGAUAAUUAAAUAUUACUGAAUGUACCUCAUGGUGUUGAUUUAUGAUAUUUGAUUUCUGUACAUGCCUAUUACAUGUACAUCAUAAUUUGAUAUUUCAAACAGAUUAAGAUUUACAGAAGAGACCAAUUUUUCUUCUCAUAGAUCUUUCCACAUGAAAAUAAAGAUGUUUUUAUCAGUCACAACUGUGAACAAUUGCUAUUCCAAUUUACUGAUAUUUAAAUGCACAUGUACAUGUAUGCAGUCAUGUACAUCUAUAUUACUGAAAGUUGAAAUAUAUUUAGAUGUGAACAGGUUUCAUGCAAAAGCUCAUUAUAGAGCAUUCAUGGAGACAUUCUUACCUUUAAUAGAUGCAUGUACAUGAAUUGCAUAGCAAUUAUUCAUGGAAAAAAAUAUACAAUUAGUUUUCAGGUUCAUGAAAAAUUUUGGAAGUACAGUGUAUGUUCACGAAGCAAAAUGUGAUUUGGCAUCAAAUCCUGAUUGCGAACAAAUUUUCAGUCACUUUCAUUUUAUUUGUAAUGUGUAUAUCCGAUACAAUGUACAUUUUAUGAUUUACAAAUUUCAAGAUAGUAAUGAAAUGUUUCAAGCUUUUGUUUUUGGCUCUGUCAUGUUAUGGAGUAGUCAGGGAUUGAUCUAUCUUCUGUACAUGUACUGGUACUCACAUCCUUGAUUCACACAUCAUUUUCAUUGCAGUAAGAAUUGAAAGGAAAUCAGUUGAAAUUGUUCAUUAUUUAUUUGUGUGUGGUACUUUCACUUUAACAUGUCAUUAGGAGCAUACCAGUAAUAAAGUUGGAUUUGAUUCUGCCUUUUCCAAAGUGAUAUAAGAAAAAUAUUACACCAUUGCAUCAGAUAUAGAAGUUAUAGACACAUUUCUUUUUUUUUCUUAUUGCACUUUAAUGUAGUCACUUGUAGUUGGUAUGAGCAAAAUUGCACUUGAGAAAAUGUUUGUUAAUGGAAUGAGUUAAAUGAUGAUUGUAUAUUUUUAAAAUAAAAGUGCUCUAAUUGUGAUUUACACAUUGUUUAGUAAUUAUGUCAGUUAGAUGUGCCUUUCUCUUGUAAAUUGGAAAAUAUAUUUUCAUGUGUAGAUUGUAUGUAAAGGGUGUUAUGGGUAUUACCAUUUCAUUUUGUUCAUUUGAUUCCUAUUUCUAUAUUUGAUCAUGUUUGUUCAAAGUGUAAAGAAUAUUUUGUGUACAAUUUUGAAUCAGAACAUUUUUGUUGUUGUUUUAAUUGAUUUUGACAUGGUGAGGAAUCAUUUGACUUUAGAAGACUUGGACAGGAUCUUCAAAUCUUUUUUAAAAUUAAAAUUGACAGAAGCUCAUAGCAUGCUAAUCAGAUGUAGAGAUUUGCAGCUGAAUUUUUUAAAUUUUAAUUUGUUAGUAAAUAUUGAUUCUAUGGUUGAGUUGAUGGUGAAUAAGUUUACCGUACAAUGAUGUAUUUGGGAUUUUUGCCCAUUCUGAUUCCUGUUCAGUUAAGGUGGUGUCUCACUCUUGAUCCUGUAAAGGUUAGUGAUUCAUCAUGCACUUGAUUUUCAAGAAUAAUUAUGAAUUGUAGUCAAUGCGAUUAAUCAUAAAAAGUUCUAUGAUUUCCAGGGUUUGUAUUAUGGGCUCCUGGGGGCGUUUCACAAAGAUUGAAGUACGAUUUCUCACUUAAAUGCCGACGCGUACAUGUACAUGAUAUGGAACGCGCAAUCUUAUUGAUCAAUAUGCAGUAUUGCGCGUCCACUUGCCAUGAUCUGACCAAUGCGGUGAUUUCUUUUAUACCGCACGCAACAAGGCAUUUGAGUGUGAUUCUCAGUCAUACUUAAAUCUUUGUGAAACACCCCCUGGAGACUUAAAUAGGGCCCUGUAGGACAAAGUUUGACAAUUUAUCAUGCGAUUGAUUUUUAUAAUUGAUUGCACAUAGUAUGCCAUACAAAUAUGUAAUAGAAUUGAUAAUACAGUGUCCUGUAAUCAAUAUCUAAGCUCUGUGCUACAUGGCUUCUCAAGUCUUGGAGAAUGUAUACAGGGGUGUAUACAUUACUACUCAUUGUGUCGAGACUGGCCGAGGCUGCAGGAAGGCAAAGAAAAUCAUAAAUGUUUGACUUUGAAUCUCAAUUACACAGAGACUAAUUCAUGAUCAAACACCAUAAACGGCCAUUAUGGUGUGCGCUUGUAAUCCAAGUUAUUAAUUGAUGCAGAGGUUCAAGGUACGAGACCUGGGCUCCGUAACACAAAGGUUUGCGAUGACUUGCAAAUACGAAAGAAUACCUCUGAUUGGUCCCUGGUCAGUAUUUUAAACUUAAUGCGCAUGUCACAUUGAUAUUAAUUGGUCAGUUUAUUUAGUGAUGGUUGCUAAUCUUUGUGUUACGGAGCCCUGGUCAUGUUUUUCGGAUGGUCGGUCUCGGACGUAAAUAAUCAUAUCUGAUUGAUACACAUCUGACAAAACUCAAAUUUGAUUGAGGUUUUGCAAUGAUUAAACGGCUAAUUUGCAGAGAUGUCACACUAUUUUCCAGGGCCUAGUCAUACAAAGAGUUGCGACUGACCUGAUUGCUCUAAACAGUGGAAAUCCAUCGAACUCAUAAUUUUUUUUAUAGGAAAUAUAUACGGCAUCACUAUUGUUCAUGAAAAAGGGGCAUAAUUUGUCUAGACAAUGAUGCAUGCAAUAGUAUACAAAUUAUUUUACAAAACACUUUCAUUGGAUGGAUGUAUUCUGGACAUAGGCGUUCAAAGCUUUCCAUAGCUGCGAGUGAUCAGAUCAAUCACAAGUCUUUGUUAGACAAGGCCCAGAUUAAUUUUAUUCCAGACUCGUCUUAAAAGUGCAAGUAACUUUUUUCUCUUAUGGAUGAAGGUGACUGACCCAACUGAUCAGUCUGGGCCCGUUGCAGAAAGAGUUGCAAUCAAUUGUAACUCUGAAAAUCAGGCGUAACUUGAUAUUCAACCAAUCAACAGCGCGCAUUUCAGACUUGCAAUUGAUUUUUUGACUUGCAUUUAAAUGCAACGGUCCCCAGAUCUGGCAGUCCUGUCAAUCUGCAUUUUACCUCUCUUAUUAUCAAUCUGUUGUGAAUAUGUCCCUUAAUUUUUGUUUUGUUUCUUGUAUAUGAAGCACCUUUAGUGAUAAUUUAUCACAAAAUGUGCAUUAUAAUACUUAUUAUGUGUGAACUAGUGAUUAGUAACCAUUGGUAAUAAUUGGGGGGGGGGGCUUCUGUUCAAAUGUUUCUUUUUAGCUAGAUUUUAUUCACAGCUCUGAAUAGUAUGCAAAUUUAUCGUACAGUGUAUAGGUCUUUUGAUCUGUGAAGUGCCUGAAUAUUGUGAAUCUAUUUAUUCUUUAGCAGUGAUUCAACUAAAAAUAAUGGCAUAUUGCCCAAAACUUUGUUCUGUACUCAUAAUUAGGCAAGCUAAUUUAAAAAAAUAUUUUCCUGAUGUAGCAAACAAUUAUUGUUAUAUUACAGGUGUGUGUAUGUUUGGAGAUUUUUUUAUUUUAGAAAUGGUCACAAUUUUUAUGUCUAUUUCAUUUGCACAUCAGAUGAAAGACUAACAUGAGUAACCCUUAUUUUAUCAGUCAUUUAGUUUUGAUUUAAUAUCAUUUGGCAGAAAUUUUCUUUAAAAACAAA
Molecule: messenger RNA, 6041 nt
Organism: Lytechinus variegatus (green sea urchin)
Lineage: Eukaryota; Metazoa; Echinodermata; Echinoidea; Temnopleuroida; Toxopneustidae
Product: zinc finger protein Pegasus-like
Exons: 2
Coding region: 405-2081 (558 amino acids)
Biological process (GO): regulation of transcription by RNA polymerase II
Cellular component (GO): chromosome
Molecular function (GO): chromatin insulator sequence binding
Source: RefSeq, a predicted model, not a curated record